Ctenopharyngodon idella (grass carp) is the source of this 1514-nucleotide messenger RNA. RefSeq names its product cathepsin G-like. Lineage: Eukaryota; Metazoa; Chordata; Actinopteri; Cypriniformes; Xenocyprididae. The transcript has 6 exons. The coding region runs from base 620 to 1423 and encodes 267 amino acids. Gene Ontology annotation, molecular function: serine-type endopeptidase activity. Gene Ontology annotation, biological process: proteolysis. The record is from RefSeq and is a predicted model, not a curated record.
UGAAAAACCUGAAAAGCUUUAUUUUUUAUCUUUGCUUUACUGUAUUUGUUUGUGCCGUUUAAUUAUUUGUUCUUAUUUUCAUGAUUUUAAUUUGACAGUAGUAAUUUUUUACCAGAACAUAGCACAUAACGAACCGUACCGAAACCGUGAUACAAACCGAACUGUGAGUAAUCUGAACCGUUGCACCCCUAGUAAUGACUCAAGCGAUAUACAUACUUAAAACCUGAUCUGACCGUUCAGAGUCAGACUAAGAUGUAUUCUGGAUUUAGAUCAGAAAACCACAUAUGGAUGUGGUUUGAUUUGGGAUUGUAAAGAUAAUUGAUUUAGUAUGUUUGUUUCAAAUUACCAAAAAAAAAAAAAAAGUGAUUUGAGAUAUGCCAAAAAGAUUGAUAAGUUUUAAGAUGCGCCAAAUGUGAAAUAGGUGAAAGAUCUAGACUGCAGGCAGCAGGCUAAUUCAGCACCCAGACUCUUCUGCAAUGAAGCCAUGCUGUUGUUGUUGGAAAGGCGGGACUUAGCUCACCUGUCAAUCAUCAUCUAUGACGCAGCCGAAUGAAGCAAGAGACAAACUUGACUGAGACUGGGAGAAAUAACCUCAAUUUUUGUGUUAUUGUGUGCGUCUAUGACUGAUUCCAGUGAGAGCUCACUGAUCAUCUUCAUCAUGACCAUCAUCAUCUCUCUGCUCCUGUUGGCCUCUCUGCUGCCACACCUGACCUUCACUGCUCAUGUGAAUGUGGGUAUAGUGAAUGGCAAAGAAGCCAAACCCCACUCCAGACCUUACAUGGUUUCUCUUCAGGAGUGUGGGAACCAUAUCUGUGGUGGAUUCCUCAUUUCUGAUCAGUUUGUCCUGACUGCUGCACAUUGCUGGACCGGACUUAAUAUUCUGAUGGUUGUUGUUGGUGCUCAUGACUUAAGGGACAGCAAGAGUUCAGAUCACAUCAGAGUGAAGUCCUACAUCCCUCAUCCAAACUAUACAUACAUUCUUAAUCAACAUGCUGACGACAUCAUGCUUUUGAAGCUAGCGAAAAAAGUCGAACUAAACAACAAGGUUGGAGUGAUACCAAAGAAAGGAGAAGACGUCAAACCAGAUACUGUCUGUAGUGUUGCCGGCUGGGGAAGACUGAAUGAUGGCUCAGGGAGCAAUCUUCUAAUGGAGGCAAAAGUUUCUAUAAUGGAUAUCAAAAAAUGUAGAGAUAUAUGGCAAAGGUUCGACUCAACCUCAGUCUCAGUCUCACAGAUGAUCUGUGUAAAUGGCCAUGGUGGAUCCUGCUUUGGGGAUUCAGGAGGUCCUUUGGUUUGUGGAAAAACUGCUGUUGGUAUCACAUCUUUCGGUGACCCACGCUGUAAUUCAUCUGAUCGUCCUAAUGUGUAUACUAAGAUUUCAGCAUAUAUUCAGUGGAUCGACGAAGUUACUGGAAAUGUGUAGUGACUUCAUGGAAACUAAAGAAGGAAGAAAUGUUAUUCUUGAAUUCUUCCAUAAACCUUCUUUCAAUAAAAGUAUCACAUGGCAAGCAUCA